AGAAGGAAACAUCGAAUGCAAUGGACUCGCAAAAAUUGAAAGCCAAGAAUGUUUUGCAAACUGUUCGCGAAAACUCAAAUCUUUGGUGUCUUGAGAAAAGUUCCGAGAUGGAUGCUGAUGAAGAGUUUGAAGGAGAGCCGAUAACAACAAAGGAAUUCCCAAUUGUUACAAGUGCUGGCGAUGAUCCGCGCUCUGCCAUAUUGUUAAAAAGUUUAGCGUUAAAAUGCGAAUGUCAGUCAUGCAACGAUUACAAAUAUGCGUCUAUUGAUCAAAACACCGAGACUGAAUCCUGGAGCUCUCCUGAGAUAGAAAACACAGAAAAAUGGUCAAACAGGAAAUCAGUAAGACAUCGUAAGCUUAUCGAUUUGAGCUCUGAAGAUUUAAAUUUUUCGGAUGAUAACGUUGUUAAUUAUAGCCGUGUCAAGACAAGCAGAAAAGACGAUAGAAUGACAAAUCUCGCAAGUCGUGGUUGUUUUACGAAAUCAUCAAUGUCAGUUAAUCAUACAAAAGUGAAAACUUAUGAAACUACUAGUUCUUCUUUUUUCAAUGUCUUUUUUGAUAUUGUUUUCUGGCCUUUUGUUUUUUUUCGUGCGAAACGAUGAUAUUGCUAUGAUAUUGUAUUAUAAUUCGAAUAUUUUCUAUUUCUUAUUAUUGAUUUCUCAACAUUUAGAUUCACUGUAAAUGAUAUUUUUUUCAAAAUGUAUGCAUAUGUGAAAAUAUGAAGUAUGAACGAGAAAC
This is a messenger RNA of Pogonomyrmex barbatus (red harvester ant), 738 nucleotides long. RefSeq lists its product as uncharacterized. NCBI's taxonomy places the organism in Eukaryota, Metazoa, Arthropoda, Insecta, Hymenoptera, Formicidae. The record is from RefSeq and is a predicted model, not a curated record.